Molecule: messenger RNA, 5373 nt
Organism: Cinara cedri
Lineage: Eukaryota; Metazoa; Arthropoda; Insecta; Hemiptera; Aphididae
Source: the annotation of a GenBank genome assembly
UAAUGUGUUAACUCGAUCAGCUGUUUUCAUGUUCCACGCGAGUUGAUAACAGAUAGAUUUUUCCGUGUCAUGGGAGGGGGUGUUAGAUUCACAUACAGAAAAAGUAUAAUUUUAUUUUGUCUGCCCCAUAAUAUUUUAUCAAUAAAUAACAAAAUGUUUACAUGCACUGUAACGUAGUUUAUCUUAUUUAUUUUUCUUAUCAUACGAAAUAAUAAUUUCAUAAACCUGUUGUGAAUGAAUUGAAUUAAUUUAUAGUUAUUGUUCAUUGAUCAUUCAAUUAUUUAGUUAUUAUAUAGCUCUAAUAUGUUAUAUACAGUAGGCAUACAUUUAUUUCAUCUACUUAUUUUCCCGUAAUUUGCUUUUUAGACAAUCAUGCUUUUUUAAAAUUUAAUAUUUGAUCCAACAUGACAUAAGAUAUUUAAACAUUUUAAGGUAAGUCAUCAUAAAGUUUAAAAAAAAAAAAAGUAUACCUAUUGUUAACUUAUUUCAUAAUUUUGAUUGUGUUACCUAUUCUAUUGUAAAAAUUUAUUAUUAUUGAAAAUUACACACAAAGUUUUGUUUACUGUUAAUAAACAAAUGUACUAAACAAUUAGAUAAUUUUUAUUAAUAUUAUGAUUUAUAAUCUGCUAUUUUAAAAAAAAUUAUAAUAUUUUUUAAAUUUAUUUAAAAUUAAUUAUUUUACUUUUUAUACUAUGUCCUUGUGACAAUAUGACCGCAGUGCUAGCUUCAUAAAUUGUUAAUGGUUACCUAAUUGACACACUCCAAUUGGUGGACCAAACAAAUUUAUUUUAUUCAUUGAUCUAUUAUAUUAAGUUGUUAAUUUUAAUAAAUAUUUAUGGUUGUGAUGCAGAUUCAUUAUUUUAAACAUUUAAUUGUAACAAAAUUAAUGAAAUAGAUUUAUAAUCAAUUACCUAAUACCUGUUAAUAAUUGAUUCCUUAAAAAUAAAUAUAUGUAUAUAGGUAUGUGUACAUAAAACAUUUUUAAGUAGGUAAAUAUUAACUAUAACAUAAAUAAUAAAUAUGAAUUAUAAAAUUUAAUUUUUUGCUGUUGGUCAAAGUAUUACAGUUUAAAGGAUAAAACUAAUAAUUACAGAAAAAAUAUAGGUAAUUACCUAUAUUAGAUAAAAUAUGUUUCAUGAUUAAAUCUGUAGUUAUAUAAAAAUAAAAUUUUCUCAAGGAUUAAAAAUAAAGUCUUAAUAAAAAAAUGUAUUCUACUGGUUUACCAUUAAGAGUACACUACACAUGCAUUUAUUGUCUCUAUCUUACAAACAUAUGCCAUAGCAUUUAGUAGAACCAAUUUUGUAUUAUUAGUUUUUAAAUUAUAAUGAAUUUACCUAUUAUCAAACUUAAUGUAAGGAGCAUUAUCUGCGUUUUAUAUGAUGGUUUGUUAUUUUAAUUUAGUAAUUUAAUUACAUUAAAUUAAUUUAAUAAAGAUAUGAGUUUUAAAAUAUCAUAGUUUAAAAAUACUUAUAUCUCGCUAGGAAAUUAAAAUAUUUGUAUAAAUUAACUUACAAUAACAGAUAAUGUUCCUAUCUUGAAACUUGAUAAUAGGUCAAUUUAUUCUAACAUUAAAAAUAAAAGCACAGAAUUGAUUCAGUUAAAUAUAAAUUUGCUAUGUUACGCAUUUGUAAGACAAAGACAACAAAUGCAUGCAUAGUGGCCUCUAGUAUCUGCCUACUUAUUAUAUAAAAUAUAUUUAAUAUAUGCAUUAAUAAUAUAUUAUAUUUAACAUAUAUUUAAGUAAAUCAUUGUACUAAAAGGUUCGAUAAAUAUCCUCCAAUCUUAUAUUUAGAAAAUGUCUGGCCCAAAACGAAGAGCUUUUAAUACUAUAUAGUUUCCAUUUAUUUUUAUAUUUUAAGAACUGUGUAAUUAAAAUUAAAUUAAAUAAUUUGUUUGUUACUUUCUUCUUUUUUUACUUUAACAUGAUAUCGGCACAUAGCUAUUCAUUUUAGUGAUAAAUUGAUAAAUUGUAUUUUAUACUUAAUAUGUUGUAUGCUUGAUUGAUCUGUCAAAAAAUACACAUUUCACAUCUACACCAGUGAUAUAGUUAAUGAGUAGGUAGAGUAUAAAAUAAAAUUUAAAAAUGUUACGAUUAUUUUAAAUACCAAAGUUUUUAUAGUAAAAUGAUAUGUUUUUAUUUGUCUGUCAGGUGUUUGAUAUCUAACAUCAAUAAUGAACAACCAUUGUGACACUGGAGAAAUUAAUUGGUAUCAUGGAAAGAUAUCCAGGGAUACAGCUGAAAUUAUUCUAUUAGAUCCCGAGAUCAAAGCAGAUGGUUUAUUUUUGGUACGAGAAAGUAAUUCUGCGUCUGGAGACUAUGUGCUCUGUGUGUUACAAAACAAUGAAGUAGUCCACUACCAAAUACGACGGCACGGAGAAGACGCAUUUUUCUCUAUAGACGGACAGAAUAUAAUGCAUGGUUUGGAAACAUUAAUCGAACAUUAUUGUAAAGUAAAUGAUCCAAGUUUAGGGGUACAACUGUCUAAGCCUGUAAUUAAAGAUCCUCCACCACACGAUACAAGAAGACACGGACGAACUAAUUUAUUGCAUAGGGCUAUUUCUCAAGCCAAUUGCAAAGUUGUUACAGAAUUGCUAAAAUGUGGUUAUCGAAAUUUAGAAGCAAAAAAUCAAGAAGGACAAACUGCAUUGCAUUUAGCCAGUCAAAUGGGUCAUGAUCAAAUUGUUGAGAAACUCAUUUCUUGUGGUGCUAAUGUAAAUUGCAGGGAUACAGAAGGAUAUACACCUUUACAUUUUGCUUGUCAAAAUAAUUUAUUGAGCACUGUUAAAAUCCUUUUGACAUUUGGAGGCGCAAAUAUUCAGUUAAGAAAUUCGUCAACAGGAUGGGUAGCUUUACAUGAAGCAUCAAGCUAUGGCCACUUAGACAUUGUGUCUUUGUUGUUAUCCAUGAACGCUCCAUCAAGGCCACGCACUUUUGACGAUCUCUUGCCCGCAGAUUUAGCACAUUCCAACGGACACACUGAAGUUGAACGCAUAUUAAAUGAAUUUGUUCCACCUACCCCGACUUCAAGAAAAGAACAGUGGUACCAUGGUAAGCUUGAUCGACAUGAAGCUACAACAAUAUUGAAAACCAGAGAUAAUGAUGGUUGUUUUUUAGUCAGAAUGAACAGGCAAAAUGGCUAUGUUUUGUCUAUGAUGUGUACUAAUCAGUGUUAUCAUUUUCAGAUACAAAACCGCAACAAAUAUUAUUUUAUUGAUAACGGGCCAUACCUAGAUUCGCUGGAACAUUUAAUUCAACAUUAUGCACUUUUUCCUGAUGGUUUACCAAACAAAUUAGAAGUACCCGUUUGUCCCGCAGUUAUACCACCUCUUCCAAAAGGGUUUCCGUUUACAUUAAGAAAGUCAAAGCCCAAGCAACUAAUAGAAUUUCAAGACAAUAUCACGAGAGACAAUUUGAUUUUGGAUGAAGUGAUAGGUGAAGGGGAGUUCGGUUCAGUUUAUAAAGGUAUCUAUCAAAAUCUUGAAGGUAAUGAAGAGAAAGUUGCAAUUAAAAUGUUAAGAUAUGAUAUGUCAUCAACCAAUAAAUUAGAAUUUUUACGUGAAGCUCAUGUCAUGGCUAAUUUAAACCAUCCAUGUAUUAUAAAACUAAUAGGUAUUUGUGAAGGACCACCCUUAUUAAUGGUUCAAGAGCUUGUUGUUCUUGGUUCUAUGUUAACAUAUAUUAUAAAACAUCCUGAACACAUAAGUCCAAAUUAUGAGUUGAAAAUGUGGGCUGCUCAAAUAGCUUCAGGUAUGUGUUAUUUAGAAAAUAAACGAUUUGUUCAUAGGGAUUUGGCAGCUAGAAAUAUUCUUUUAGAAGAUAGGCAUCAGGCGAAAAUUAGUGAUUUUGGUCUAUCACGUAUGUUAAAUGUUGAUAAGGAUUAUUAUAAAGCAUCAAAUGGUGGACGAUGGCCAAUUAAAUGGUAUGCGCCUGAGUCUUAUAGCUAUGGAACAUUUUCUAGUGCUAGUGAUGUGUGGAGUUAUGGUGUUACAUUAUGGGAAAUGUUCUCUUAUGGACAGCGGCCAUAUGAUGAAAUGGAAGGUGUUCAAGUCAUCAAUAUUUUGGAAAAAGGAGAAAGGUUAAAAAGAACACCAAGAUGUCCUGAGGAAGUUUUUAAAACCAUGGAAAUGUGUUGGGCAUAUGAACCUAAAGAACGACCAACUUUCAGUCAACUAUCUAAAAUAUUUGCAUCCGAUUCUGAUUAUGAGAAUUUUAAAGAUUUUAUAAAACUGUAAUACAACCAUAUUGAGAAAAUGGAAAUAAAAUCAUAUUCCUAUUAGUAAUAUUAUUUAUGAUAAAUUAUAUUAUAAAUUCAUGAAAUACUUUUUGUUUUAUGAAAAAAUUGAAAAUCAAAAAGGCAAUUCAUGAAUUGAACAAAUUGUAUCAUUGUAAAAUUAUAAUUGAGUUAUUGUUUUAAAUUUACUUCAAACCAAAAAAAAAAAUUGGUCAACAUUAACCAAUAUUACAUAAAAAAAAUAUAAAGUCAAAUGAUCAAUUGAGAAAUAAUUUUUUAAAUUUGGUUGUUAAUCAUAGUAUUUAUUUUUUUUAUUUUAUAGUUUAUAUUAUGUUUUAUGUUAAAUUUCGAUAUUUAAUCCUGUUAAAUUUAUAUAAGUUACAAAAAAUAUCAUAUUUUAUUUUAUUACAUCACUGUUAAAAUAAAAUGUCAAUUAAAAUUAUUAAGACAUCAAACUGUUGUACCUUAUGCGUAUUCACUAUUUUUAUAUAAUUACAGAGAAAUAAUCAUGAUUUUAUUAUAGUGUACUAGACAUUUGUUAAUUGGGUUUUUACUGUUUUUAAUACAAGAAAAAAAGAAAUUUUUGAAACUAAAUAAGAAGAGUAUAAUUGUACGUUGUUAAGUGAAACAAGCAACAAUAAAAUGUCUUCUGCUAAUUUGAUAUUGUAUGUAUGGACCAUUUAUAAUUUUGUAUUUUUUUUUUUUUUUUUUAUUGCAUACUUGGAGUUUCUAUUGCUACUGAAAAUUGUAUCUAUUAAACAAUUAAAGUUAUAUUUUAAUCUGUAAGAGAAUUAUAUUUUUCUAUUAAUAACAAUUUUUUUUGUGACUUGAAUUAAGUUAUUGUUGUAUAGAUAUUUUUAUAAAGGAUAUUAUGUUAUACAUAGCAACCAUUUGCUUGAUUGUCAAUUCCUUGUAUUAAUGAUUUUUUUAUAUAAACACUUAUGUUACCUUUGAUAUUUCUAUUAUUAUUGUUAUGUAAAUUGUUUGCUCAAACCAAACAGUAAUUUGAUAUAUGUUGUUGCCAUAAUAUCUAAUAAUAUAUAUUUAUCAGUUGUUUUACAAGUAUUAUUAUAAUUUUUUUUUUUUUUUUGAAACUGAAUAACAACAAUAUUAUAAUCAGCUGCUUUUAAACUAGGUACCU